Messenger RNA from Uranotaenia lowii, 16110 nucleotides. RefSeq lists its product as uncharacterized. Lineage: Eukaryota; Metazoa; Arthropoda; Insecta; Diptera; Culicidae. The record is from RefSeq and is a predicted model, not a curated record. The coding region runs from base 1048 to 2955 and encodes 635 amino acids. The transcript is spliced from 5 exons.
UUCCCGUCGCAGGACUGAGCAACACGCAAGCCGCGGUGCAGAACUUUUUACUUCGGGCUUUGGGGAGGAAUCUGUGAGUUGCUGCUGUAGCUUUCCCAGGAUCAAGGAUUUCUUGGGCUUUUUUUCGGUUGUUUUGGUGAUACUUUGUGAAUCGCGUGGAGCAUCGUGUGUGGGAGAAAUAGGAAAAUUGUUGCAUUUCGGAGUGAUUUUUUGUGAUUGUCCAUGAAGUGAAAAGCGUGUGUGUGCUGAUUUUGUGCGUUCCAGCAAAAGGAAUUCCUGUUUCUCUGUUAAAAGGAUUAGCUGUGCUACUAAACAGCCCGAAGGGAACGGGCAAAAUCUGCGACAAGAAGGAAUUUAAUUGAAUUUUCUUCCCCACAGCAUCCCUGCAGCGUGUAUCGUCUACAUAGAUUUUUUUUUGCUCUCUUCCUUCAUCGUCCUGUGGUGGUUUACCUUGUGCGGUGUAUACGUGUUGGAGGUUUGCUGUUGCUCAACCAGAUUGAGGGGAAGGUGUCUUCAGGAAAAGUUUUUUUGCUCUCUGUACUUCCAACCUGCCUCAGGUCGUACCGUGGUAAGAAUUCCGGCGGAUAGUGUUCCCGUGCAUCUCAACUGUUCCAAGUGUAAAUGCUUCAACAAAGCAGCGACUAAAAGUGUUUGUGUCGAUAUUGCUUCUUCUUCGAUAUCAAAACCGUCUAACGUCGUCCUUCGAGUGGCACCCUUAAACAGAGCGUGGGUGGUUUCCGGUAAAGUGCCAGAGAAACAAACAGAAAAAGCACAGAAGCGAAAUCUUUCAACGGUACGCUCGCUCCAGUUAUUCUCGGGGUGGGUAGCACGCCUUCCAAAAUAACUUACCCAUCGGAAUCACACUCUGAUGCACUGAUUGGAAGCUGCUGAAGUUUUCCCGAACGGUAACGCGUGCUCAUCCAUUGCUUAGCCCGAUCACGAAGUUUGUUUCAGUGUUGGAAUAAUUUUCAAUUUUCAAACAGUUCAUUUUGAUCUCAAAUCCAAAAGAAAAAAAUAUAUCUUCAGAAAGUGCUCCCACCAAACAAAAUGACUCGAGUAGGAAUUUUGCCACCGAAAAUGCUGCUGAGGAUGUCGAUGCUGCUCUUCCUGGUGCUGCAUAAUGCAAGUGGCCAAUUUUCCGACGGCAGCCACCGGUUUAGACCAUGCGAACUGGAAUCUUUGCUGCGGGAUCUCACAUAUCCGGAAGAAGGUUACGAGCUGCACGCGGCCGCGCUUCGGAAUCAACUUCGCAACAUCUUGGAACGGGACCCGGCCGACGUUGUGGACUAUCAAUCCUUGAACGAAUACGGAGGAACCGGAAGCGGUGGUGGAGGCUAUGAAAAUUCCGGUCCGUACGAGGAUAAACGGUCGUAUCGUUCGCUCCUUCGAGAUGGUGCCGUAUUUGGCAAGCGUAAUCUUGGCUCCUUGGCUCGUGCCGGCCUGUUGCGAACUCCCACCAACGAUUAUCUGAAGCGAAGCAUUGCAACGCUUGCCAAAAAUGGCCAGCUGCCGUCCUCGAAGGAACCGGAUUCGACCGAGGACACCAGCACCGGGGGAGGUUGGACCGAUGACAAGCGGAACGUGGGGUCUGCCUAUAAGUCGGGCUAUAUGCUAAAUGGAAAACGCAACAUUGCAUCGUUAGCCCGGAAAUACGAGCUUCCCGGCAAGCGGAAUAUCCAAUCUCUGCUCCGCACCGGAAUGCUUCCGUCGAUUGCCCCGAAGCGCAACGUCCAAUCAUUGGUACGCGAUAAUGCGCUGCCCCACUACGGCCCGGAUGGGAUCAAGCGCAACAUCCAAACGCUGGUCCGCGACUGGAAUCUGCCAAAGCAACAGCAGAUGCAAGGCGGUUCCGGAGCACCGGAUAAUGAAAAGCGCAACAUCCAGUCGUUGAAAAGUGGACAAGGUCACAAUGGUGGGCGUAAGAAGCGGGAGCUGUACUACGAUGAGGACCCAUCCCUAGGCGAGGAAGGAGCUCAAGAGAUUUUGGAACCCGUCUAUCAGCAGACGCCCCUGGACUACGAGGAGCUGAUGGAGGCAAUGAGCGAAGCCUAUCCGUACUAUUCGGUUCCGGUCGAAAACCAUCUGGAGGAAAAGCGGUUUCUCGGUUCACUAGCACGAUCCGGUGCCCUGAAUCGGUACCACCGGUUCACAAAACGAUUCACAAGCGGAUUGUAUGACGUUUUUGACGAUGACGAUGAUGAUGAUGAUGAUGAUGGCCAAAAAGAUGAAGUACACGAUGAACAAGAAGAUGAUGAUGGAGGGCGAUCAGUCAAUAACGAAGGUGAAGAACUUUUCGGAGUGCCACGUAAGCGCCACAUUGCCUCCCUGGCCCGAUCCGGCUGGUUGCCAUCAUUCCGACCAUCCCGCGGUUCUUCCGGCGGCCGAUUUAGUCGAUCCGGAAGGGCGAGGUCGAGUUUUACCGCCAACCCGAGCGACUACGACAACCAACCGCCGCCGUUUGUAGACGAUGCGACGUCGAGUCUAGCGGCAGCGGCAGCCGACUACGAGGCCACUUUGCCCCAUCAUCCCCUGCAUUUGUCCACGGUAGUUGGGCCGGGUGGGGAGUACCUUCUGACGGCUCCAUCUCCGCUGGGAUCGGUGGUCGGUCCACGUGGGGCUCAACACCGCCCCGAGUCACUGCGCUACACUGGCGACGCUUUCGGGAACCUCGCUCAGCCCCCGCAACGCUCAGCCUCGUACAUCCACGGCAUCGGCAACGGCGCUGGCUAUCUGCCAAUGGGAAUGGGAAUGGCGGAAAUGGCGUCGGAUCCGGAUCUGUACCCUCCCCGGUACAGUGAAGCCCCGCCCAAUCCGCUCUUCUACAGCGAGGACGACUUCCGGUGUGCCGCCCGGUUGCGCAAACUACUCUACUAUCUUAAGAAACAAUACUACCUGGACAAUAAGUACAUACAGCAGGUCUAUGGAGGAGGUCGCGGAGCCGCUAGAUACAACUAAGAAUGAGAGUCUUAAACCACGAAAACAAAAUCAACCCCUUGAGUGUAAGUAAAAAUAUGUUUGAAAUAAGAAUAGAGAAAAAAAACUAACUGAGACACAAGCUGACAGAAGACAAUAAUUUUAACAAAACCACAAAGCGAGCAGCUACUAGAGACAUUUGAGUAGAACUUGUUUUAUUCUAUUUUUCCUACCAAAAACAAACCAAUAAAUACAAACAUACAUAUAUAUUAAACUUUAAAGCUGCUGGAAGUGUUUUGGGUAAGGAAAUGUUCGAGCUGUAAACAACAUAAUGAAUUCCAACAAAAGUGUAUGGUAUCAAAAAAGUCAACCAACCAAAUCAGUAUCAGAUUAAACUUUAAGACAAAAACAAAAAAGGAGCCCCCAUUCGUAAAUGUUUGUAAGCAUUUAUAAUAUUGUACUGUAAAGUGUAGCAUUAAGAGAUAACGAUUAAUGGAAUUUUAAGAUGUAUUUAUCACCGGACGGGCAACCAAUCAAGAGAAUCAGACGGGAAAGAGGCUGACCCUCCUGAGUCUGGUCUGGUCAGGCAGCAGCCGGUUGCAAACAAUAUCAAAAAAAACUUAGUGAAAAUGACAACAAACAAUAACGAGGGCAGCAACUGUAGCAUAGAGUUUCUUUGGACUUUUUCCAUUCUUGUUUCAAAUGGUUCAAAGUGCAGUGGUGUGGUUGAUCGAUGAAAUGAUUUUUUUUUUCGCUACUACGUACUGAAAUGUUAGUUUCUUAAUACGAAGUUUAAGUUUCAAAAGGCCUGUUUUUAUUACCGAAAAAAACAAUUUGACUAAAUUAUGCGCAAUAGGUUUUCACAUAAACAUUAUUCUCUCACCAUUAGAUAACAGUUCCAAAACCUACCAACAUUUUGCUCCGCAACUAUUGUUAUGUGUAACAAUUUAUUUUAUUCCACGAUCUACUUGACAUAAAUUUUGAGUUGUUGGCAUGGUUGUCCACAUGUUGUUAUUUGUGGACAUGCGCUUCUUGUAGGUUCAUUGAAUAAUUUUAAACACUCGACGUUAAACCACAACAUUAUUAAACACAAACUUUUGUACUUCGAAUUUAUUAAGAUUUAGUAUUAUGCGAGAAUUAAGAUCAAAGUUCUCUUUUUCGUUGGGAAAGGUGUCCGUGAUGAAAUUAUCACGCACAAAAUUAAUUCGCAAAAUUCGAGUUUUCAUCUGAUUGCCAUCAAUUGUUCAGAAAUUGAAAAAUAACUUUAUUUCACCAUUUUAUUUGUAUUUUAUUUACAGUCCAUACGCAAAUGCCCGCACCUUGGCCUAUACCCCGGCCAUUAAAUUCUGCACAACCUAUGAAUCAACCGCUUUUUGCAUGUUAACCGUUCAGUUCCUCGACUGUCUUCACUUCCUUAGGUCGUUUAAGAAGGUGCUGCUUCAUAUUCGUCCAGUACUUCUAGAGGAGGGUUGAUCAUUUUCGGCACGAAAUUGACUUUUUUGUCCGCAUACCACUUCGGCACGUCCUUGAAGUUGUGGCAUGAGGCCAAAUCCGGCCAGAAGAUUGUUGAGACGUUGUGGGCCUUCAGGAGAGGAAGCAGCCGCUUCUGGAGACACUCUUUCAUGUACACCAGUCCGUUGAUCGUGUCCUAGGUCACGAAAGGUUGCUGGGAAUCUGUUUCCCAUAUGUUUCGUCGUUCAUGAUGCAGCAUUCAACUUCCGUCAGCAUAUUGAGCAUCCUAAUCAAACCCGUGACGGACUUGUUCUGCUUCUCGUCGCGAUUAAUGGCCUUUUGUACCUUGAUCGUUUGAAACGCAGCCUUAGUUUUGGCCUUCUGGACGAAACUUCGGCUUAGGUGUAGCUUCUUAGCCACAUUCCGAACGGAAGCGUUCGGGUUUCAGUUGAAGGCCCCAACUACACGGUUGUGGUUUUUUCCUUCACUUCUGGGCUUCCGAUCGGUGGCCAAUCGUGUCUCGAACCGCAUAAUAACUCGUGACACCGUGGAAUUCGCAAUUCCCAACGUUUUAGCGAUGGAACGAUGCGACAAAUCCUUAUUCUCGUGAUGAAUGCGAAAGAUUUUAUAACGCACGAGCUGUUCUUUUGACUCCAUUUCAGCGAGUUUUGAAAACAGGACUUUAAAACUUGCAGGAUGUAAACAAUGCACUAUGAACUAAAUCCACUCAAAUUUUUAUUAAAUUCCACCCCAACGGUUAAAAAGUUAGAGCAGUUUCAUAGUGUGGCAAUGUCAUCGUGGACACCCUUUAUAAGAUUGCACAAUAACAUGAAAUGGCUUUAAUCGGUUUUUUAUGCAUAUUGCCGAAGACCAUCAAGGUGUUUGUUUUACAACUUACACGGUCAAAAGAACUUAAAUUUUGCAGUAUAAUUUUGAUGCCACAGUCUACGUAAUAUCAAAACAUUCUCAAACUCGCUAUAAAAGAAGAACUUUACAAACUAUUUUAAAACAGAAAAAGAAAAAGUCGUUUGGUUCUGGUAUCUAUAUGCUUACGUUGUUAUGCUCAAUCGCGCACUUUUCUGAAAAUGAGUUUGACACUCGAUUCAUACAUAUUGAACACCAACAACAAUACAUUUUACUAGCACUCGCCAAAAAUUAAAAAAUUAAUAACUUUCCCUCAAGUUGUCCUUCUUGAGCUACCCAAGCAUUUUUCUUAAGUGCGACCACUUUCAAGCUCAGAACCAUUUUAUAAGUGCUCGUUUUGAUUCAUAACUUUACUUUGAAGAUACUCGUUCCAACUACUAGGCAUAUUCAAGCGUUUUUAUGUGCUUUUCCCGAGCUGACGAUCUUUAUUUCAGUGUUCAUCUCGAAUUAUAUAUUUUUUUCAGAUGCUCGUCCCGAGCUUUAAACCUACUUCGAGCAUUAAAUCUUACUUUCCCAGCUAAGAAGGAUUUUUCAAUCAAUUCAAUCAUAUUUUAUUGCACAUUUUAAACUCCCGAGUUAAAAUCACUGCGUUUUGAUUAGUUUAUUGCAAGAAGGAGCUUAAACUGCACUGACUGGGACAUUUUCAUGGAAGACUUCGAACUAAUUUUAAAAAUUUUCAAAUUCGAGUUGGGAAAAUUCAUCAUAUUUUUGAACUUCGAAGGUUUAUUUUAUAAAAAAGUUACUCAAAAACCUAACUGUUUUUGUACCAAUCUUAAAGAACAAUAAUCCUUCUAGAAUAACAUGUUUUCAAAGUGGAAAAUUUCCAGCAGAUUUUUCCAAUCCAUAAAUUGAUUUUUGGCGAUUUCAGUCACGAAAAAAUCUUAUAACGACUUCUAUUUCUUCAUCUAACGUUUCGGCAUAUAUUAUGCCUUUUUAAAGGAUUAAUUAAUGAUGUGUUUAAAAAGGUGUUACAAUAUAUGGUGUACUUACUGAAAUUUCUCGUUUUAAUUGUCCAAAAAGUUUUAUGAAUCUGCUGAACUGUCUAAUCAGGAAAUGUAAGUCCAGUUGUCUGUGGUGUAUAACAAAAUAUUCAAAAUUGAGCUUUCUACUUGCAUGCAAUCUUCCUUGGAAUCUCUUCUUCUUACUAUUGAUCUGGUUGAUUAUCAACGAAAAAAGGCAAUUUUCCCAGUAAAUUAACAGAUUUAUCGUGAUUGCGACGUCACAGUCUGCACCAAUACAUGAGCAGGGCUACCUUUGCACAACCUUCAUUAAAUAUUACUUGCAUACAUAUAGGAUAACAGAAAUAUAAGAAAAUAUAAGAUAGAUUCUACGUUUCACCGAAAAAUAUCCAACUGAUCUGUCAGCUUUGAAGCUUUUUCGAUUUCCGUGAAGUUAAAUUUAAGUGCAAGGAUUAUAAACUAGUUCACUUUUCGGUUUUUUUCGCUGAUCACAACGCCACUUAUGUGGUUUGAUCCUCAUUCAUUUUCAAGUACUCUGGCCAAAUUUGAGCUCAUUUGAGUAAAUUUCCAGCAAGCGCUAGGAGUUUUCGAAAAACAGUCAACUCUUCUUGAAAAUUUUCGUAGAUGUGUUCUAGUAAGCCAUUUUUAAUAUAAAAUGAUAGUUUUAUAGCGCACGGUGAUUGGUAUGAGAAGCAUCUGUAUGGAUGUGUUUUAGAUAAUAGACUAAUUUAAACCCAAAAAAUUUUAAAAUUCAUAAAUAACUAAUUUGUACAGAAAGUUUAUUUACAAGCUGAGCGUUAAAAACAACAGCUAAUAGAAAAAAAAUUCCGUACCGUCAACUAGGGCAACAUGGGACACUUUUCAACUUCGAUGGCUUCUAAAAAACUCACGUCCACAGUAAAUCAUACUCUUUAUGCAUCAAAAGUAUUAAGGUUAGUGGGAUAUCGAUCUGACGUAGUCAGAAAAAAUUAUUGGUUUCUACAGUAAUUUUUCUACAGUUUCUACAGUAAUUUUCAAUUUUUUUAAAACAUGCGAUUUUCACUAUAUUUAGAAAAAUGGGUAACUUGCUACAAACAUAGAUUUUAAUGGAAAAAUCUAAUAAAAACGUUUGUAAAUGUAUAGUUUUUGAUAAAUUUUUGAUGUCAUAAAUGCCAUAAUGCCAUUUCGCAUAAAAACACCAGUGCAGUAUUUUCGGGUUCUGUUGAAGUUUACUUUUACACUUUAUUUAACAUAAACAUAUUGCAUACAUUUAGGGGUAAAAAAUACUAUAAAAAAUACUUCAAGCUGAAAUCAUAAAAAUAAGUUUUUGGAUGAAUGAAAUUUCAAUGUUGAAGAAUGCAUGAUGCAAAACUAUCAUAUUCAAGCCUAUGGAAACAAGAUUUACAAGGUGUCUAUUUGAUUUGCAUUUUGUUGCAUAUUUCCCCAGGUUGAUAACUGAACUAUAAAAAAACAAUAUUUAAAAGAAUUUGGUGAUUGCUCGAAAAAUAUUUUUACAUCAACAGUCUUGGAAUAUGAUCAUCAAACCAGUAUCCCUCAUACUGGAUAAAGUUUUUUACGGCAUCGGAAAAAGUUUAAAAUUUGCACAUUUAUUGAUGGAUUUUUUAAAAUUUGAACUAAAAUGAAAAACUGUGAAUUACUAGCUAAAGAUGUGAAAAAUUAUGUCAUCAUCAUUUUGUAUUCAUUAAACGAUAACUCGAUUAUGUUAUAUCAAAUUAAAAAAUCGUAUCAGUGCUGUGAUAUACAAAUGUUGCAUCUAACCUCGCUGCGUUGCAUGAUGCCCUUUUGACGGUACUGAUUUUUUCACUGAAACUCCUAGCGCACGAUGAAAACUUACUCAAAUGAGUUCAAAUUAGGCCAGAGUACUUGAAAAUGAAUGAGAAUCAACUUGAAAAUGAAUGAGAAGUGGCGUUGUGAUCAGCGAAAAAGGCCGAAAAGUGAACUAGCCAAAUGAACAAAUACUUUUGACGGAUAGAUUGCCGAUGAAUUUUGGAGAAAAUUUUGGAACAGCAUCCAAUAUGUAACUGCAAAAAUGUUGCACGAUCAUUCGAGAAAGAUAAUUUCGAACAGUUUGUUAAGAAGCUGUCAAAACAUCUGGCAGUGUCGGCGAAAUUGAGGGAAAUUGAGUAAGGGAAAACAAUAUAAGAAGUGUAUUCCAAAAAAUUUGCAACACUCUGUUUUUGAAUAACUUUUGAAUGCAUGGGUUGAGAUGAAGAUGAACAUUUCAGCGAAGCUACCUUAUGAUACGUGUGCAAAAUUUAGUGACAAUCUGUCAAGUGAUUAUUGUGAUAUCGUCAAAAACAUGAGCCAAUUAACAAAAAUUUUUAAGCAAGUGGGGGAUCCAAAAUCGGCUAGAAAUCAACUAUUUGACUAAAUCGUUAAAAGAAUGCUUGAGGAUCUAACAGUGAGUUUAAACAUGAAUAAAAGUUUUUUUUUGUUUCGAUUAUAGUCGUUUUACCAUCUUAAUGGCAUUCACGACUUUAUCAACGUUGCAUUUGGCGGAUCAUCAUUGAAAAACUUAUCCGGUACAACUGCGUUCGAUGUUUACUCUUGGGCUCGAACUCGCGGACAUCGGCUCAGGAGACAACAGAUUUGCCAACUGAGCAAUAAAAGUUAUGAUAAGUUAAGGUUAUAUCAAAGUGACAACGGAAUCUGGAAAUUUAAAUUGGGAAAGUGAUAAAAAAAUGAUUUUUUUCGGACUGACUAAACUUUUUAAAGUAUAAAAGCUUUCCACCGGUAAUAUAAACAAAAUACGGUGGUCAAAUCGUGCGCAAAAUAUUCGAACCGCUGCUAGUGGGGAGCUAUUUUGGAAAAUUUUGUAAUGAUCAGCAAAACGAACUUUUUAGCGAGCACCUAGCAGAUUUUCAGCCAAAAUCUUGUAGAUGACAAGUCUCGUCUGUAUUUUCCGGAGAUAAACAAAGAGAAAAAAAUUGAAUGAUUUCAUGUCAGUUUUUGAGCAGGCUGACGAUCUGUGGAAGCUGCCAUCAGUCAGUGUCAGUUGACACGAUAAAUGACUAAAUAUCCAAAGAAGAAUGCCUCCAAAUGCGAGCGCUUUCCCUGCAUAGCACUUCAAUAGGUCACACAAAGUGUAUAAUCUGUUUUGGUUGGAUCUAGAGUCCCGCCAUUACGCCAAAAAUUGAGGUGGAGGAAUUCAAAGUUAAAUAUGUUGUUUUUGUGCCGAACGAGGGCAAUCGGCUAAAUUUGGCAUAAUAUUCAAAAAAUUAGAAAUUUAGGGUAAUUUUGAAGAUCAAGCUUUAGGGAAAAGAAAACCGAAUCAAAAAUAUCCUCGAUUAGAAAAAAAAGGUGGUUCAUAGUAUACAUUAUGGAUGACGCAUAUGAUGCCUAAAAAUUAAAGUAAAAAACAUCUUAAUUGGUCGCUAUCUUGAAAAGCACAUGACAGAACGUCACAAAAAAUUGCACAUGUAAACGUUAUCAAACCAGGCAGAUUCGCUGAAAAUUUUAUCUAUUUCCAUCCAUGCGUUCAUAACUAAUUCAUGCAACAAAGUGUUGCAUUUUUUUCGAAUACAUUCCUUAUUAUUAUCCUUAUUAACAGACUUGGAAUAUUGACAACUCAAUAUUCACCUGAUAAUUUUUAGGUAAUCAAAAAAAACUGAUUUCAGUUCUUGAAACUGUCUGCUGUUCUUGCCUGGCAGAUUUUAUCAAAGAGCCAGCCGAGCAAAAUUCAAAUUUUUUUAAUGUUUUCCAGCAAAAAAAGGCUGUCAUUCAUAUUUCAUAAUAUUAUCUACAAUAAGUAAGUUGAACAGUUGAUUGUCUGCUUGCUGACUGAGGUCUUUUAAUGGAGCUUUUCGAGGUUUUCAGUAGGUGGACUUUUUCAAUGGUCGCAAAUAUUAAAAUUACUUGACUGAUUGCCUCAAAAUUUUACACUCGUAAAUAUAACAACAUAAAAACAUAUAAACAUAAAAAAUGUGGUCCAUUUUUCCGAAUACAGAAAAUUAUUUGAAUUGAAUUGUGUAGAAUUGAAUUGAACUUCAGUUGAAUUCGUGAAGCUAUAUGGGUUUAAAUUCGAUCUUCACUUAUUCAAGCUUUCCUUGGUAGGAAUUUAUGAAAUCAAAGAAAUUUCCGAGUUUUAGAAAAGGUUUACAAAUUUUCCUUUUAUUAAAAAAAAAAUAUCACGGAUAACCGUAACUGUUUCCAAAACUUUUGAUCAUUUCGAGAACUUCAUAUCGAAAAAAUGUUGAAUUAGUAAUUUUGUUCUGAAGACUGGAUGCAUGCUGUCAAGCUUUUUCCUUGUUUGUCUAAGGAACUAUUUAUGGUCGCAUUAUUUUAAUUUUCGCCCAAACUCUGUAAUGCAAUUUCUUAUAUUAUUCUCUGAAUUUCAUGUAAAAAAUCAAAACUGCGGAUAAUUGGUAGUAUUUUACAUCCUCCUCGAAAAAAAAAACAAAAAGAGUUCCAUCAGAGAAGAAUUUAAAAUGAAAAGAUAAAAUGUUAUUUCAAAACUGGGGAAAAAAUAGAAAUUCGUAAAAUUUGUUAAGUUAUUCAAAUAUUUAAAAUCAUUCACUGAUUAACUCUUCAGUUCCUUGGUUUUCGUGAACAAAGUGAAUGAUCAAAAUCAGCCAGAAAUAAGUUUUUUUGCAUUGCUGAACAAACCCUCAUGACAGCAUUGAAGAACUGCAUUCAUAUCAAAUAGAUCUCUAUCGACUUUUUUUUUAGUAUAACUCGAAAAAUUAUUGAUCUGAUAUAAAAAUUGUAUUUCUUUCGAUAUUUUAGUCAAAAGAUAGUCUAGAAAAUAUUCUCAGGAUUUUUUUUAAUAUUUUUGAUAUAUUUUUAAAUUUAGUUAUGGUUUCUUGUUUUUUUUUCUUGGUAAACAUACAAGAAUUUGGUUUCAAUAUUCGUAUCUUCGACCAACCACAACGCCACUGAACCAGUAUCUAAACAACUAUCCAACUAAAUAUCUAUCUCUAUCCCCAUAUCUUUCCCUUCAUAUCAACUUUAUCCGAAACCGAAUGAAACUGAACUGUUUUAUAGUUAAGGCAAGCAACUAUACAAGCUGAUAAGGCGAGAAAACUAGAAAAAAAAAUGUAAAGCCAUUGCUCUCUCCUUUUCAAUUUUCCUACUUAUAAAGGUUCUUAUCAACAAACAAAAAUACACUAAACAUAUGAACUUUUAUCUCGAAUAAACAAGCAUUUAUACACUUUGCCCAGGUGUACAGCUCAAAGUAGAAGAAAAAAAAAUAACAUUAAAAAUAAGAUCCAUGGGAAAGGAUCCAUUCAAGAACCCGGAAGAUGAAGCCUAUCGUACCAUCACCAUUAUUCGCAAGUAAGCGGAACCCUUAGCAGAGGCGAUCCAAUUCCCAAAAUAAAACCACUGAAAAACAGCUUUCACAGACAAACGGUCUUGGAUCGUCUUUGCAACUCCUCCCAAAAGUGUAACCCCCAGUUAGAAAAAUAAUCUUAAUGGCGAGAUCCAGCACCUUCCAUGAUUGCCUUUGCUUGGUUGGGUUGGCACAAAAUAUUAAAAAAAAAAAAAUGCGAAACGGAACCGGAAACAUCAAUCUCUAUGUGAGUGAAGACAGACAGAUACCAACGAAAAAAAAAAAGAAGUCUAGAUGCCAAUCGCAGGGACAUUCAUGGAACGCACAAUGAUCCCGAAAUCAAAUAAAACCAAAACAAUUUUCCUCAAGAAAAAAACAUUAUCAUCAAAAUCGUCGCCCAUCAUCGUUGCAAAACGACAAUGUCUGAAGGCUUUUUUCCCUCGUUUUUCCUUUACCUUCAUCUUUUUCAGGACGCCUUCUUUGAAGGUAGAAUGAGACGUUUUCCCAAUCAAAAACAACAACAGCAAAAAAUGGGCGAAAGAAAAUCUGACGAAAACACCAACGAAACAACGCGAUGGAAUGCGAUAAAAUGUUGUUCCAUCGAAGCGUUAUGAAUUGCCUCGUUUGCAGAAUUCGCAUAUUUCAUUUAUUUGAUGUCCUCUUUCUUGGCUGAGAUUUGUUUGCCAAUUUUUACUGCUUUGUUUUGAUUUAUUUCGUUUUGAGUGGAUUCGUGCCUUAUUGUGGGUAAUAAAUCAACUUCAAUUGCUGUUUGGAAAGUUUUUCCAUUUUGAAAUUAACCAAAGGGAUACAUAAUUAGUUUAAAUUUUGAAUUCUGAGUUAGAAUUCUGCAUUCUGAGUCUGAUUUCUAUGUCUGCAUUUUGAGUCGGAAUCCUGAGUCGGAGUCCUGAGUCGGAAUCCUGAGUCGGAAUCCUGAGUCGGAGUCCUGAGUCGGAAUCCUGAGUCAGAAUCCUGGGUCGGAAGCCUGAGUUGGAAUCCUGAGUCGGAAUCCUUAGUCGGAAUCCUGAGUCGGAAUCCAGAGUCGGAGUCCUGAGUCGGAAUCCUGAGUCAGAAUCCUGGGUCGGAGUCCUGAGUCGGAAUUCUGAGUCAGAAUCCUGAGUCAGAAUCCUGGGUCGGAAGCCUGAGUUGGAAUCCUGAGUCGGAAUCCUGAGUCGGAAUCCUUAGUCGGAAUCCUGAGUCGGAAUCCUGAGUCGGAGUCCUGAGUCGAAGUCCUGAGUCAGAAUCCUGGGUCGGAAGCCUGAGUCGAAAUCCUGAGUCAGAAUCCUGGGUCGGAAGCCUGAGUCGGAAUCCUGAAUCAGAAUCCUGGGUCGGAACCCUGAGUUGGAAUCAUGAGUCGGAAUCCUGAGUCGGAAUCCUGAGUCGGAAUCCUUAAUCGGAAUCCUGAGUCGGAAUCCUGAGUCGGAGUCCUGAGUCGGAAUCCUGAGUCAGAAUCCUGGGUCGGAAGCCUGAGUUGGAAUCUUUAGUCGGAAUCCUGAGUCGGAAUCCUUAGUCGGAAUCCUGAGUCGGAAUCAUUAGUCGGAAUCCAGAGUUGGAAUCCUGAGUCGGAAUCAUGAGUCGGAAUCCUGAGUCGGAAUCCUGAGUCGGAAUCCUGAGUCGGAAUCCUGAGUCGGAAUCCUGAGUCGGAAUCCAGAGUCGGAAUCCUGAGUCGGAAUCCUGAGUCGGAAUCCUUAGUCGGAAUCCUGAGUCGGAAUCCUUAGUCGGAAUCCUGAGUCGGAAUCCUGAGUCGGAAUCCUGAGUCGGAAUCCAGAGUCGGAGUCCUGAGUCGGAAUCCUGAGUCGGAGUCCUGAGUAGGAAUUCUGAAUCAAAAUGCUUGGACGCAGUUCAGAGUCGGAAUUCUGAGUCAGAGCUCUGAGUUUGAGCUUUGAUUCAGAAAUCGGGGUGGAAUGCUGAGACGUAAACUUGAGUUGAUAUUCGUCUGAGUCUGAACUCAGCGAAUAAAAACUCUGAGCCGGGAUUCUGGGUCUAGAUUUUUAGACAGAAUGUUUUUAUCGGACUUCUGUGUGGAAAUGCCGAGUUGGGAUUCCAAGCCAGAAUUUUGAGUUGGAACUUUAGUCGGAGUUCUGGGUAAAAUUCUAGGUCUGAAUUCGGAAUCUCGAAUAUAACUCUCAAUCCUGAGUCCGAAUUCUGAAUAUAAAUUCGAAAUCUGGAAUUGAAGCCAGAAUUCAUAGUCAGAGUUUUGAGUUGGAAUUUGAAGUCGGAUUUCUGAGCUAGAUUUUUGAUCCAGGAUGCUCAUUCUUAAUUUUGAGUGGGUAAUCUGAGUUGAAGCUCUGAGUUGGAAUAUUCAGUUAGACAUUUGGAAUGUUAUGCUGAGUCAGAACUCUGAGUUGGAAUUUUAAGACUGAAUUCUUAGUCGGAUUUGGAUUUUGAGUUGCAAUAUUAGGUCAGAAUAUUGAGUCGGGAUUCUAGAAUGAAAUUCUGUGACGAAAUUUACAACCUUAGUUGGAAUUCUGAAUCGAAAUUCUGAAUCAAAAUUUUUGUCGGAAUUUUAUAUCUGAAGUCGAAACCGGAAUUCUGAUUCGGAAAUUUCAAGUCAAACGUUCGACUGAGAAUUUGGCGUCGGAGUUCUGAGAACAAAUUGUUGACGGAUUUCUAAGUCGGAAUGCAUAGAGAUUAAAUUUCAAGUCGGAUUCCGAAUUGGAGUUCAAAUUUUGUCGGAAUUUUCAAAAUUUUGUCGGAAUUUUAGCAGAAUUUUUCAGUCAAAGUUUUAACUUGGAUUUCUUAUUAGGAAAAUGAGUUCGAAUUCAGAGUUGAAAUUGUUAGUUGCAAUUUUGAAUCGAAAUUCUGCAAUAGAAUUCUGUGUCGGACUUCCAAAUCAAAAUUUCGAAUCGAAAUUUUGAGUUGAAAUUUCGGAUCUGAAUUGUGAGUCUGAAUUUUUUGAAAGAAAUGUAGGAAGUCUGAAUUUUCAGUUAAAGUUUUAAAUUUGUUUACUGAGUAAGAAUUAUGGAUCAGAAUUCUGAGUCGGAGUUCUAAAUGGAAUUCAUAGCCGGAGUUCUGAUUUGGAUUCUUGAGUUGGAAUUAUUUGUCGGGAUUGGAAUAUUCAGCCGAAAAUUCUUAGUUGAAAUUCGAUGUCAACAUUCUAAGUAGGAGUUCUGAAAUUGGAAUCUGAGUCUAGAUCUAAAUUUCAGAUUUUGUUUUUCAUUUUAGAAAAUUAUUCCCAUUUUGUUAAGGCAUGAAAUAGCUCCUAAAUAUCAAGAUAGAUUGGAUAAUAUUUGUUUUUUUUUUUAAAUUUCUUAUCCCUUAUUUGUUCAAGUUAUCAAAACAAUUCAUGAACUUCUAACAUAAACCCCUUCCAAAGAUAAUAAUGCGUUAAAAUGUCAAAAAAAAAGAGUAAAAAUGCUAAUGGUAAAUGGUUUCUUCCUGGGAUGAAGGCAUUUAUGAAGACAAGAAGAAAUCGAAGAAAUAUCUAAUAAGUUGUAAGGAAAAGUGUUAAUAAUGAUACGGGAAAGAAAGCUUAGAAGCAUCAAUUCUGACAAUAAACUGAAUUGCCACAUAAGAUAGAGAAAAAAAAAGUUGCAAAACUCUUCGUUAAACAGAUAAUGGUAUUUUCGUACAAUUUAUUGUGUAAGUGUUUAACAAGUAUUUAUCGAACUCAGCCAAACAACCAAUCAAGACAAUAAAAUUACACUGAACUGAAACAAUAAUCAACACGCUAGAGAAUUUCUAGCUUGGAAACCAACUGAGAGCAGCUAAACAGAACCAGAGGACAAUAAAAUAUUAAUCGUAAAAAGAGGGGAAAAUUCGUUUGAAGAAACGCAGAUGAUAGCCCAGAGCAAAGAAACUACUUUAGCAGAGAUAAAGUUUGUUUGAUUGUUUCCCCCUUCUUGAGGGCGAAAAAACUCUUUCGAAAUCCAUAUAAAACCAUCAUAAAACACACUUGCACUUGUUGAAUUGUGAAGCAAAAAACUCAUUUCUAUCGUACGAAGAUUUAACGCUUGAACGGAUGAGCGAUCAGCAGCCAGUCGGAGAAAAACACAGUUGAAGUGGAGCAAACAAUUCUCCUCAAGCUUUGAACUUCCCCUAAAAGUAGAAUGCAGCAAAUGCUAGAAGAGAUUGAACACAACUUUACUUCAAGCUUUGCAGGGAAAUCAGAUGCAAGUCUCGUUCUCCUGUUGGAAAGUUUAACAAACUUUGGAAAAUACUCAAACAUCGGAAAGGCUUACAAAAAAAAAGAGAUCAAAUAAGAAUGUCACGGUAAAUCGUUGUAUCUUAUUGAAAGUAAAAUAAACUAAACAAAUGAAACAAAAUAUGGUACAUAUAUAUACAACAACAAACAGUACGCCAUCACGUAUAUGCAUAUAUUUACUGUAUUUACUCUUUCCCUUUCCUUGACAAAAGUAAGACCAUCUCUCCUCAAAAAGCAGAAACAUUAUCAAAAAGAAGAGCAACGCAAAUAGUAAAAAAACUCUGCUAUUUCCAAUCAUUCGGGAAAGCUCAAAUUCAUUGACACAGACACAUACACACCUACCAACAUAAAUUAACAGCUUUACAGACUUACGAAAAAAUGGAAUCACGGACAAACACACAUACACACAAGUAAAAGUUGAAAUAAAGAUUGAAAUCAAAUUGCAACCCGCA